This is a messenger RNA of Archocentrus centrarchus (flier cichlid), 3014 nucleotides long. RefSeq names its product notum, palmitoleoyl-protein carboxylesterase a (gene notum1a). Gene Ontology annotation, biological process: protein depalmitoleylation; negative regulation of canonical Wnt signaling pathway. The transcript is spliced from 11 exons. The coding region runs from base 204 to 1694 and encodes 496 amino acids. Gene Ontology annotation, molecular function: palmitoleyl hydrolase activity. The record is from RefSeq and is a predicted model, not a curated record. Lineage: Eukaryota; Metazoa; Chordata; Actinopteri; Cichliformes; Cichlidae.
UGUGCUUGGUCCAGAAGGGCUUGCGUUGAACCAGAUAACUGACGGAGAAGUUGUAGGCGCACUCUAAAAAUCAGAAAGUAUUUCCAGAAAUUUCAGCGAGUGACUACAAUUGGUCUCAGAGGACUUUUGAUUGUAACUGACAUUUUUGGAAGCAGACAGCAAGUGUUCUUUAAAGGAGAAUUCAGAAGAAGGACGUCAAAAAGAUGACACCAAUCAGAGUGGUUUUAUCAGUGCUGCUGCUGGUACUGAUGCAGUCCGGAGCUCUUUGCGCACGGAGGUUUCGGGGUGGCCGCAACCCACAACCGCGACGCUCACCGCCUCCUCCCACAUACCGGGCGGACCGGGGUGACACCACGGAGAGCUUCCCUCUGGAUUUCACCGCGGUGGAGGACAACAUGGAUAACUUCAUGACACAAGUGAAGAACCUUGCGCAGUCCCUCUACCCGUGUUCGGCGCAAAAGCUUGACUACGACAUGAAGCUGAACUUUUUGGAGAAUACAUCAGUCACCUGCAACGACGGCAGUCCUGCGGGGUACUACCUGAAAGAAUCUCGAGGCAGCAGACGGUGGUUGAUAUUCUUAGAAGGAGGCUGGUACUGCUUCAAUAAGGAGAAUUGCGAUAGCCGAUAUGAGACCAUGAGAAGGUUAAUGAGCUCCUCCAAGUGGCCCCAAACUAAAACAGGCACAGGGAUCCUGUCUCCACUCCCUGAGGAAAACCCUCACUGGUGGAAUGCCAACAUGGUGUUUGUCCCAUAUUGCUCCAGUGAUGUUUGGAGCGGCGCCACAGCCAAAACAGAGCAAAGUGGUUAUGCCUUCAUGGGCUCACUCAUUAUUCAGGAGGUUGUGAAGGACCUGCUGAAAAAAGGUCUGGACAAUGCCAAGGUCCUCCUGUUAGCAGGAAGCAGUGCGGGCGGCACUGGUGUUCUUCUGAAUGUGGACCAUGUAGCAGAGCUCUUGGAGGGACUGGGCCACACUGGGAUACAAGUACGAGGCCUCUCUGAUUCUGGAUGGUUCCUGGACAACAAGCAGUACCACUGCACUGACUGUGUGGACACUGCCAGCUGUGCCCCCACUGAGACCAUCAAGAGAGGCAUCAAGUACUGGGGAGGGGUGGUACCAGAGCGGUGCAAACAAGCCCAUGAAGGAGAGGAGUGGAACUGCUUUUUUGGAUAUAGAGUCUUCCCAUCUAUAAAAAGCCCUGUCUUUGUGGUCCAGUGGCUGUUUGAUGAGGCUCAGUUGACAGUGGACAACAUUCAGCUGACAGGUCAGCCUGUGCAGGAGGGCCAGUGGCGCUACAUCCAAAACCUGGGCAUUGAGCUGAGAAACACACUCAAAGAUGUCCCGGCUAUGUUUGCUCCAGCAUGCUUAUCACAUGAAGUUAUCACCAGAAACUAUUGGAUUGAUGUGCAGGUUAAAGGCACCUCCUUGCCCAGAGCACUGCACUGCUGGGACCGCAGCCUACAUGACAACAGGAACAACAAGGCUCCACCUAAAGCCUGCCCUGUGCAUCUGAUUGACAGCUGCCCGUGGCCACACUGCAACCCCACCUGCCCCACCAUCCGAGAUCAGUUCACAGGGCAGGAGAUGAAUGUCAUUCAGUUCCUCAUGCACAUGGGCUUUGAUGUGCAGAAAAUGGCCCAGCAGCAGGGCAUGGACCCCAGCAAGCUACUGGGCAUGCUCAGUAGCGGCAGCUAAAGGGACACAAAUGUACACACAUUAUCUCAAAGGUAAACUAAGCAGAGCUGGCUGGCUGGUCUCUUUGGCCAGUCUCUCAUGCCUGAUACCUCCAACUACCCAUCCAGCUUCACAACCCAUUCUACCUAUAAUGAAUUUCCUCUGACCUCCUGUUUACUUUACUCCAAACCUCAGUCAGUGCAGGGACUCAGACUUUGUCCCACAAUCCCUUUCCUCACAUCUGGUGACAAGUACUAAGGCAAUAUGCCACAAUAACAAGGCACAACUCUUUGCUACUCUCCAUUUAAUUAUAUUUUACUUCGUAAAAGAAAAUAUCAUGAAUGUAAUCCAGUUUUAAGGAUGCUCACUGAUGUUUUGUUACUAAGUUUAUCCUUCCAUAUAGAUUAAAUUUAGUCAUUGUCUCUAUGACAUAGGGAUGCUGUCUUUGUUAAGUAGCCAUUAUAAGAUCUUUAUCAAUGCAGUUGUGUCCAAGCAUUUUUUUUUUCUUUUGUAAUUGGAAAUCUCAUAACAAAAUAACUGACAUAAGGCAGAAACAAGAAAAUAUGAUAAAUGCUGAUCAGGAAGGAAACAUUUUAAUUUACCUCUUUAAAAAAAAGAGCACUAGAAAGAGACAUCUGACACUGAACCUCAUAGCAUAAGACUGUCAAUUAGAUUGCCCUGUUUAAGCUAAACAGACACAUACCAGUUUUUUUUUUUUUAAUUGCUAAUGAAAGUAAUAAGACAAAAUGUCCAUAUAGAGGUAACUCUUAUUCCUGACAGUGUCUAAACUGAACUGGAAUAUUUUUACUCUCAAAAUGUGCAAAGUCCUUUAACGAUGCUAACUGUGGUGCUAAAGUAGCCCUGGAAUCACUUUACUGUCUAUACAUAGCUAUACAUACACCACAGUGCCAUUACAUCUAAGCUAUACCUCUUCCACACAGGCCGCAUCAGCAUGACAGGACUGUUCAAACACACUCAUGUUAGCUCGCCUCAGUAGCUCAGCAAUCCUCAAAUCAAUGCAAUGAACAUUUAAAGGGAGACAAAUAUUGUGUAUUAUAUUUUUUUUGAGUAUAUGUAUAGGCUCUUUCAAGUGUUCACCAUUGUAACUCCCUUCUUAUAUUUUCUCAUAGAGAUCACUUUUUAAUAUAAUGUCAAUGUUGUAUGUAAUGAUGUCUUUAUAAAUGAUGCUUUUAAAGGGCCUCUAUUUCGCAUCACACCAGAAAAGGAAAAGUAUUACUAAUUGUAAUUUUAUUCUGUAACAUAUUUUUUAACAGAAAAAAAAAAAACUCAAGCUACAUUGGUAAUUUACAUAUUUAUUUUGUUAUGUAAAUCAUAUUUAUA